Molecule: messenger RNA, 1281 nt
Organism: Rotaria sp. Silwood1
Lineage: Eukaryota; Metazoa; Rotifera; Eurotatoria; Philodinida; Philodinidae
Source: the annotation of a GenBank genome assembly
AUGUCAUUUAAAUAUGAACGAUUUCUUAUUGAAGCUAUUGAACAAUGUAAUAUGCCUAAAAUAAUAACAUGUGUUAAACAUGGUCAUAAUUUUCAUCUAAAAAAUAAUCUUGGACAAAAUUUACUUAUACAUUUACUUAAACAACAAAAUUAUCAAGAUCCACUUUUUGAAAAAAAACGUUUACAAAUAUUUGAUUUUUUAAUAUCACAUUGUAAACUUGAUGUACAUAUAGUUGAUUAUUAUAAUAAAAAUUUAUUUAAUUGGGCAACAAAUCUUAAUUGUACACAAGAAGCACUUUAUUUAUUACGUUCAUAUCCAGGUGAUAUUGAUAUACUUAAACGUGAUCAUUCAGGUUCAUGUUCAUUACAUUAUGCAAUUGAACAUGGUAAUGAAAUUCUUGUACAUGCUAUUGUUGAUUAUCUUCUUCAAUAUCGUAUAAGAUUUGAUAUAAAAGAUAAUUAUAAUAAUACACCAGAAGAAUUAGCUAGCAAAUUAGGUUAUAAUCAUAUAGCAGAUUAUUUAUCUGAAGCAUGUCGAUCAACAAUAUUUAUGUCAAGAGAAAUUUCAUUUUUACAACAACGACCAAUAACAGAUCGAUUAAAAACAACAGCAACAACAAUAACAACUCGAUCAAAAACAACACUAACAAAUAGGUCUAAAGUAACAACAGCAACAACAAUAAAUAGAUCGAAAACAACAACAGCAAACACAACAAAUACAAAAAUUAAUUUAUCAAUAUUAUCAUCAUUAAUAUCAUCACCGUUUAUAUUUAAUUCAGCUGAAUUUUAUAAUUUAUUUGAAUCAAAAAUUGAUAAAGCAAAACAUUUAAAUGAUUGGAAAACUGUUGCAGCAUUAAGAGCAUUACAAAAAAAUUUUAAUGAAAAAAAUAUCAAUAAAUUACCUAUACCAACUCUUCAAAUUAGUAGAACAACAUCACCUGUUUCUUCGAAAUCUUUUCCUAUCAUUAUGCCAUCACCAACUAGUCAAUCAGCACAAUUAUUAAAUUUAUUAGAACCACAAAUAUGUUCAUCAUAUUGCAUACCAUUUAUACCUAGUUAUCCACGACCAAUUAUUCCAAUUGUUAAUCGUCAACUACAAACAACAUCACAACGUAAAAUGUCAAUAGCAUCAUCACGUCGUUUAUCAUCAGUAAUGAGUAUUCGUAAACGUAAUUCAAAUGUUAGUCAAUUAGGUUUUUUACCAAUGCAAGAUGGACAAAGUCGUUUAGUUUUACCAUCAACUAUUAAACAACAUAGACCAUCAAUUACAACAGAUAAUUAA